CGCUCAAGCUCUCUCUCAGGAGACUGUCUGAGGUAGGAGGAGGAGAGAGCCGGCGCUGGCGGGCGGUGAGCUGGGGCUCGGUGCUCGCUCCUGGCGGCCUGGAGGCGGUGCGUCCCGCGGCGGCUGCAGGAGGCCGAGCUCUUCCUGGGCCGCUUCGGCGAGGCUCCUUCCAGCGGCUCGAGCACGCUGGUUCUCUGUGGCGCCCACCCGGAUUCGAACCUCGGUGCCCUCCCGGGUCGGGGCUUCACGCCGAGACUCGCAAGGCCAUGCCACCUGCUGGGAAGGUGCCCCGGAAGGAGAACCUGGGGCUCCAGUGUGAGUGGGGGUCCUGCUCCUCUGUGUGCUCAGCCAUGGAGGAAUUCUGCGAGCAUGUCACUCAGCACCUGCAACAGCACCUGCAUGGUUCCAGGGAGGAGGAAGAGGAGGAUGACCCGCUUGGGGAAGAAUUCUCCUGCUUGUGGCAGGAGUGCGGCUUUUGCUCUCUGGACAGUUCUGCUGAUCUCAUCCGCCACGUCUACUUCCACUGCUACCACACCAAGCUGAAGCAGUGGGGGCUGCAGGCCUUGCAAAGCCAGGCAGAUCUCAGCCCCUGCAUCUUGGACUUCCAGAGCCGGAACAUCAUCCCUGACAUCCCUGACCACUUCCUGUGUCUGUGGGAGUACUGUGAGAGCACCUUUGACAACCCUGAGUGGUUCUAUCGGCACGUGGAAGCGCACAGCCUGUGCUAUGAAUACAAAGCAGUUGGCAAGGACAACCAUGUGGUGCUGUGUGGCUGGAAAGGCUGCACCUGCACCUUCAAAGACCGCUGUAAGCUUCGAGAACACCUCCGCAGCCACACCCAGGAGAAGGUGGUAGCCUGUCCCACCUGCGGGGGCAUGUUUGCCAACAACACCAAGUUCUUGGAUCACAUCCGCCGCCAGACCUCCCUGGAUCAGCAGCGCUUCCAGUGCUCUCACUGUUCCAAGAGGUUUGCCACAGAGCGGCUCUUGCGGGACCAUAUGCGCAACCAUGUGAAUCACUAUAAGUGCCCCCUGUGUGACAUGACCUGCCCGCUGCCUUCCUCCCUCCGCAAUCACAUGCGCUUCCGCCACAGUGAGGACCGUCCCUUUAAAUGUGACUGUUGCGACUACAGCUGUAAGAAUCUGAUCGACCUCCGGAAACACCUGGAAACGCACAGCAAGGAGCCAGCCUACAGGUGUGAUUUCGAGAGCUGCACCUUCAGUGCCCGGUCCCUCUGCUCCGUCAAGUCCCAUUACCGCAAAGUGCACGAGGGGGACUCGGAGCCGAGGUACAAAUGUCAUGUGUGUGACAAGUGCUUCACACGGGGCAACAGCCUCACCGUGCACCUUCGCCAGAAGCAUCAGUUCAAGUGGCCCUCGGGGCACCCCCGUUUUCGGUACAAGGAGCAUGAAGACGGCUACAUGCGGCUGCAGCUGGUUCGCUACGAGAGUGUAGAGCUGACUCAGCAGCUGCUGCAGCAGCCCCCAGAGGGGUCCGGCCUGGGAUCAGCACUGAAUGAGAGCAGCCUACAGGGCCUCAUCCUAGAAACGGUGACAGAGGAGCCAGGAUCUAAGGAAGAGGCGGAAGAGGAGGAGGAGAGCAGGGGUGGUGAGGGGACAGCCCACUCAGCCUCUCAGAACAACCCCAGCCCUGUCAUCCACAUGGUGAAUCAGACCAACACCCAAGGCCAGCGAGAGAUUGUCUACUAUGUGCUGGCUGAAGCCCCCGGGGAGCCCCCGCCAGCUCCGGAGCUGCCCUCAGGAGGCAUCAUGGAGAAGCUUCCAGAACUUGCUGAGGAGCCAGAGGUCCACACUGUGUGAAGCUGCAGAGCCUGGCCACUUCUGCCCCGGCCCCGGAGUUUGAGCUGGGGGUGCAGUGCCCCAGGGGGCGGCUCUUGCAGCUGGAUACCUUAGGAGUGAUGUGGAGAGCAGUGCGCACUGCUCUUCCUGGGCUUGCAUGGUUCUGCGGGCUCUCAGGACUUCCCUUUCUGCCAGACUGCAAUUUCUGGGGGUCCUUAGCUACCUGGGUUCUCUGAAGGGAUCCUGGCUGUAUGUGUUCUUGGUAAGGGGCUGUGAUCAGGCUUAACCGUUACUCUGUAGACGUGCUAGACCAUGCUGAAUUCCUUACUCAGCUUACGUCCAUUUCCAUGCCACACCCCCUAUAAGGGCUUUUCGUUGCCAUCAGCCAAGGUAUUAGGAACCAGGCAUCCAUUUCUCUUAGGGGUUCCUACAACAGCAAGGGCUCUACGGUUAUCCUCAGGGACGGGCUUGGAGGUACUGAAUGUGUGUAGUAGUUGUUUUUUUAUAAUAAACACUUGGACUGGAA
This is a messenger RNA of Oryctolagus cuniculus (rabbit), 2325 nucleotides long. It is a transcript of the gene HINFP, whose product is annotated as histone H4 transcription factor. Gene Ontology annotation, molecular function: RNA polymerase II cis-regulatory region sequence-specific DNA binding; DNA-binding transcription factor activity, RNA polymerase II-specific. The record is from RefSeq and is a predicted model, not a curated record. Gene Ontology annotation, biological process: regulation of transcription by RNA polymerase II; anatomical structure development. Lineage: Eukaryota; Metazoa; Chordata; Mammalia; Lagomorpha; Leporidae.